AUGUCAAGAACUACGUUGUGGAUACUUCCUGAAGGCAGAAAGAGUGCUACUAGAUGUCCUAGCAAAUAUAUAGAACCUGACAGUAGAUUGGAUGAUCUUGCAAGUCAUCUCUGUGAAAACCAGAAGUACCUCAAAGACGCUGAGCCAAAUGACAUCGAGUUCUUUUCUUAUGACGACCGUAUUCAACCUAUGAGAAUGAGCACACCUCUUUCAAAUCUCUGCACGACUGAUAAUAGUCCUCUUGUGGUCCGGUACCCGUUGACAGAAAGCGCUGUUGUCGCGAACGUCAGAUUUCUCGGGUCUUCCACUGAAAUUCGCCUUACUCACAGCUCUGGUACAUGGCAUAUGCUUGUUAACAAGACCAAGGCGAGAUACGAGAACUUACAAGAUGGCAACAAUUCCUUUUAUUAUGUUGAUCAAGAGACUGAAAAAAAGAUCAUUGACGAGGAAUUUGUAUUUAAUGAUUUGCUGAGAAAAACUAGUGCGAAUAAAGAAGAUGAACUUGUUCUCGAUCUGUUGGUCAGGAUUAAAGGUAAGAAAGCUUAUGCAGAUUGGAAUAUCAAUGAAGUGCUCAAGGACGUUCUGCGACAGGAAAGUAGGACGACUAUUGCUCAUAUACCUCAGUUCAACAUAGAAUCCAAGUUCAGCAACAUGGAUCCAAGAUUCACGAAAGAUGAGAUAGACCGCUUCGCAGCUAAUAUCGAGGCGAACUGGAGGAUCUUCAAAAAAUCGAUCCCCAACGAAGCAUCAGCUCGUUUUUUCAUUGACUCGUUUAUGUCAUCUGCGGUUUCUCAUGUCAACCGUGAGCACUCCUCAAUGAGACUGGGCGUUGAAGAAGUACUCGAUGGAACCCGUGGGUACGGUUACCUAGAUUACUUGGUCGAAUGCUAUGAAAUCGUGGUAUUAGUAACGGUAGCGAAAUUGGAAGAAAUUCAGAAAGGGAUAGCCCAGAAUUUGGUACAGCUGCACACGGCGCUAGAGCAAUCGCUAGGUAAGAGAAAGCGUGGUGAGGAUGUGCGCAAAGAUGGUGGACUUCACGAAGUAUACGGGAUCGUAACAACCGGAGAAAUCUGGCGCUUUCUUCGAUUGGCUGGUUGCCUUACAAAGCCAGAGAUAGGACUCUCGCAAGAGUUUAUUUGUGAUUUUGAUGAAGUUGGCAAUGCGAAGUCGAUACUAAGAUUGAUAACUUGUCUUCUGAAAUCGCGAGCUGACAUUCUUAAAGCGGAAACCGAGAAAAGCGGGGAAUCGGGAGAAGUCGAACAAGAUGAUACAGAGGAAAGGCUUGCACAACGAGUUCGCACCAAGCGAUUUGAAAUUUCAUUGGUGAGUUUAUAG
Molecule: messenger RNA, 1335 nt
Organism: Paraglomus brasilianum
Lineage: Eukaryota; Fungi; Glomeromycota; Glomeromycetes; Paraglomerales; Paraglomeraceae
Source: the annotation of a GenBank genome assembly